Triplophysa rosa is the source of this 939-nucleotide messenger RNA. RefSeq names its product trace amine-associated receptor 1-like. Gene Ontology annotation, cellular component: membrane. The transcript is spliced from 2 exons. Gene Ontology annotation, biological process: G protein-coupled receptor signaling pathway. The record is from RefSeq and is a predicted model, not a curated record. Lineage: Eukaryota; Metazoa; Chordata; Actinopteri; Cypriniformes; Nemacheilidae. The coding region runs from base 1 to 939 and encodes 312 amino acids. Gene Ontology annotation, molecular function: trace-amine receptor activity.
AUGGACAUCAAAAUCAACAUCAGCCACAAUGGACUCUCGGAAAAGCCUUUUCUUUGUUUUGAGUUCAGUAACAGCUCUUGCCAGAAGCUUGUCUACCUCCCGGAAACCCGAAUAUUGCUCUACGUUCUUUUCAGUUUGUGCUCAAUUGUCACCAUCAUAGGAAACCUGUUGGUGAUCAUUACGGUCAUUCACUUUAAACAGCUUCACACACCAACCAACUACCUCAUCCUGUCUCUGGCUGUAGCCGAUCUGCUUGUAGGAGGAGUGGUGAUGCCGCCCAGCAUGCUGCGCUCGAUCGAGACCUGCUGGUAUCUGGGAGAUCUGAUCUACAGAUAUUAUGCCAUAUGUCAUCCUCUACAAUAUCACAGUAAAAUGACUUCACUUGCUACUCUGGUCAUGAUUAUAAUAUGCUGGACUGUUUCGGCUGCUUUGGGCUUCGGCAUGAUAUUUCUGGAGCUUAAUAUUCUUGGCAUUGAAGAGUUGUACUAUGAGAAUAUUGACUGUGAUGGAAGAUGCAUGCUGUUUCAAAGUAAAGAAGUAGCUACAAUAAUGUCAUUGAUUUGCUUUUACAUUCCCGCAUUUGUCAUGCUCAGCAUGUACAUGAAAAUAUUACACGUAGCUCAAAGGCAAGUGCAGGCCAUCCAGAGCACUAACAGUCAAUUUAAAAAAGAAGGAAAGGCCACUAAGACUUUAGCGAUCAUCAUGGGUGUGUUUCUGACCUUCUGGAUUCCCUUUUUCCUUUGUAAUAUUAUUGAUCCCUUCAUUGGAUACUCUGUCCCACCACUGUUGUUUGAUUUGUUCCUUUGGGUCGGGUACUACAAUUCCACAUGUAACCCUAUAGUAUAUGCUUUCUUUUACAGCUGGUUCAGACAUGCUUUAAGAGUCAUUCUAUCUGGAAGAAUAUUUCAGACUAAUUCCUCAAAAACAAUACUGAUGUAA